This is a messenger RNA of Prionailurus viverrinus (fishing cat), 1043 nucleotides long. RefSeq names its product proprotein convertase subtilisin/kexin type 1 inhibitor (gene PCSK1N). Lineage: Eukaryota; Metazoa; Chordata; Mammalia; Carnivora; Felidae. The transcript has 3 exons. Gene Ontology annotation, molecular function: endopeptidase inhibitor activity. The record is from RefSeq and is a predicted model, not a curated record. Bases 97 to 873 code for a protein of 258 amino acids. Gene Ontology annotation, biological process: negative regulation of endopeptidase activity.
GCGCAGCCGCAGAGCACCGCAGCCUUGCCCGCUAGCCCAGGUGCUGCGCAUUUGCCAGCCAGUCCGCCCGUCCGGAGCCCGGCUCGCUGGGGCAGCAUGGCGUGGUCGCCACUGCUCGGCGGGCCGCGGGCCGGGGGCGUCGGCCUUUUGGUGCUGCUGCUGUUGGGCUUACUUCGGCCUCCCCCUGCGUUCUGCGCACGGCCGGGAAAGGAACUCCGCGGCCUGGGCGCAGCCUCGUCGCCCAUGGCGGAGGCUGGAGCUCCCCGCCGCUUCCGGCGAGCAGUGCCCCGCGGCGAAGGGGCGGGGGCUAUGCAGGAGCUGGCGCGGGCGCUGGCGCACCUGCUAGAGGCCGAAAGGCAGGAGCGAGCGCGGGCAGAGGCGCAGGAGGCCGAGGAUCAGCAGGCGCGCGUCCUGGCACAGCUGCUGCGCGCCUGGAGCGCACCCCGCACUAACGACCCCGCGCUGGGCCUGGAGGACGACCCCGACGCGCCCGCCGCGCAGCUAGCCCGCGCCCUGCUCCGCGCCCGUCUGGACCCUGCAGCCCUCGCGGCCCAGCUUGUCCCUGCCCCUGCCGCUGCUCUCAGACCCCGGCCCCCAGUCUACGACGACGGCCCCACGGGCCCGGAUGCAGAGGACGCCGGCGAGGAGACGCCAGAUGUGGACCCGGAGCUGCUGAGGUACUUGCUGGGGCGGAUCCUGGCGGGGAGCGCGGACCCCGAGGCUGUGGCUGCCCCGCGCCGCCUCCGCCGCGCCGCGGACCAGGAUCUGAGCCCGGAGGUGCCCCCUGAGGGUGUGCUGGGGGCCCUGCUGCGGGUGAAGCGCCUGGAGAACCCUUCGCCCCAGGCGCCGGUGCGCCGCCUCCUGCCCCCCUGAGCACCGCCUGAAUCCUGCGCGCCCUCCGGCCCAGGACCACCCACCCCAACACCCCACCUGCUCCCCGUCGGCACACUGAGAGCGGCUUACCCCGUCAGCUGCAGUUGCUGCCCUUGGACUCCCAAGAUCGCCGCCCUUGCCCCCACAAUAAAUGCGAUCUAAAGCAGCUA